AUGAGCUACGCCAACAACUGCAACCCUCCGCCUAGCGUCGCGUCGAUAUGCACCCAACGUGUCCUGUGUGUGCGGUGGAGUAUCCGCAGAACGCUGGAGUACUCCCUCACAGGCCAGUAUCCAUACUAUGCGUGCUGUCCGUACCGAGAUUCUCUUCGCCUGAUCGAAGCGGAGGAUACUGUGCCCAUACUCUUCAGUCCCGAGGCCGCUAUCGCACCGACACUGCGUGUUAGGAUUGAUAGGCGCCUCGCCGUGUUAUCAAUGGAACAACAGCGUGUCGACAAGACUCUCAAACGCGUGGCUGCUAGUACCGAAAUCGUUUCCAAACACGUCUGCGUGCAGCGAGCAAGUAUCUCCAGGCAUUACGGGAGCCUCGAUCGCAUCACGAACGAAGUGCGUGCACUUCAGAGGAAGGUGGGCGCCGUGCGCGCUGAAUGUGUUCGUGAAUACGAUGCAAUUAUCGCUCUUCGAGCGAAGUCUGCUGCGCAAGCAUCUUCCUUGAGGGCUGAAGACGCCACCCCACAGCUGGGGGAGCAACGUCGUCGACAGAGGUCUCCGUCAGCAGCAAAUACGGAGGAUGCUCCGUCCGCGAAGCGACGCAAGACCUGA
Messenger RNA from Fomitopsis serialis, 609 nucleotides. RefSeq lists its product as uncharacterized. The transcript has 5 exons. The coding region runs from base 1 to 609 and encodes 202 amino acids. NCBI's taxonomy places the organism in Eukaryota, Fungi, Basidiomycota, Agaricomycetes, Polyporales, Fomitopsidaceae. The record is from RefSeq and is a predicted model, not a curated record.